AUGGAUUCAAGAAAUCCAAAUUAUUCUAGAUUACCAAAUUUCCCAACAAAUCCAAAUAAUCCAAAUUCUUCUACAUUACCGAAUUAUCCUAACAACCAGUAUUAUUCAAACCAUCCAAAUCCAGAUAAUCCAACAAUUAAUCCAAAUUCUUCUAGAUUGUCAAACUAUCCUAACAAUCAGUAUUAUUCCAACCAUCCAAGUUACCCAAACCAUCCAAAUUAUCUACAUUCCAAUGUUCAUCCUUCUGUUAGCCAUCACCAAUAUAUGGUGCAUGAUAUGACGCCCACAACUUAUGCCCCAUUUCCUACUCAAAAUCCAUCAAAUUACUUGACAAGUAUGCUAAACAAUCCAAAUUAUCCAAAUGUAGGAGAAUCCCAAAGUCAGCAUAAUGCGAGUGGUUCGACGACCGUUUUUUCGCUUAGUGACAUUAACCUUAAUGACAUGGCGGAAGAAGAAAAUAGAGAAGAAGAAGAUGAUGAUUAUGAUGAUGAUGAGCCAACACCAACUCAUACAAAUAAAGGUAAAGGGAGAGCGAAACGAAUAAGUUGGAGCAAGGCCCAAGAUAACCUUCUAGUAAGCGGGUGGCUCAAUUAUGCUCUUGAUAAGAUACAUGGGACAAAUCAAACCAGUGAGGCAUUUUGGGGUAAGAUAGUAGACUACUACAAUAAGCAUCGAAAAGGAUCAAGCGAUCAAAGAAAUGAUAAACAACUCAAUUGUCGUUGGGGUAAAAUUCGGCCCGCGGUAGCAAAAUAUUGUGGAUGCAUUGAUCAGGCAAAACAACGGAAACAAAGCGGUGAGAAUAACUUAGAUAUUACUGCUCUUGCUAAUGAGAUGUAUCAUUCUGAUAUGAAUGAGGAUUUUAAAUUUGACUUUGCAUGGGAAAGAUUAAAUGGUCAACCUAAAUUUAUGAAUACUUUUGUAUACAACAACGAUUCUACAACACCCCUUUUCGAGCCUCCAAAUCUAUCAGGAGGUGAAGGGAGUGAGAAAAGGUCAAGGCUCGAUGAGAGCAGAAACUUUUCUUGUUCGUCAGCAGAAAGAACACCAACUAGUGUCAACCCUCUUAUAAGGCCAGAAGGUCAAAAGAAAGCAAAGAGGAAAUUGAAGCUUAGUAAAGAGGAAACUAUAAAUCCUUUACAAGGAAAACUUGCUAGUCUACAACAUUCAAACGAAGAAACUGCAAAGGCGAUGAAGGAAUUCGUCGAAGUCGAACGAAUUAGAGAGGAAAGAAAAAAGAAAGCACAAGUUAUGAAGGAACGAGAACUGAAAUAUCGAUUACUACAAGCAUUAUUAAGUCGAGAUAGCUUAUCGGAUGAAGAUGAAGCUCGUAAAAAUAAAUUGUGGAACGAAUUAAUGACUGUGUAA
This is a messenger RNA of Spinacia oleracea (spinach), 1365 nucleotides long. Its product is annotated as glutathione S-transferase T3-like. NCBI's taxonomy places the organism in Eukaryota, Viridiplantae, Streptophyta, Magnoliopsida, Caryophyllales, Amaranthaceae. Bases 1 to 1365 code for a protein of 454 amino acids. The transcript has a single exon. The record is from RefSeq and is a predicted model, not a curated record.